Molossus molossus (Pallas's mastiff bat) is the source of this 3111-nucleotide messenger RNA. RefSeq names its product kelch domain containing 7B (gene KLHDC7B). The transcript is spliced from 3 exons. Gene Ontology annotation, molecular function: protein binding. Bases 1 to 3111 code for a protein of 1036 amino acids. NCBI's taxonomy places the organism in Eukaryota, Metazoa, Chordata, Mammalia, Chiroptera, Molossidae. The record is from RefSeq and is a predicted model, not a curated record.
AUGGUCCAGGGUGCCUCAGGGCCUGAUGGCUCCAGCUGGGGCUGGGACUGGGACGGGGACGAUGACUGGGACAGCGCUGCGCUCACCCUGCUGGCACUGGCCGUGGUGGCCGCCACAGCACUGGCCUUACACUGGUUUGGCUCGGGGCAGGACCAGGAAGCAACAGGACCAGCAUCCACAGGCCCCCAAGCCCAGCCUUCUAAGGCAGGAGGAGCUGGGCCAGCCCUGCCCCCAAAGUCCAAGGUCAGUGGUGGCGACGAAGGACAUAGCUCAGGGCGGGGGAAGCCAGACCCCCCAGGACUUGGCCAGGGGGGUCCAGCUGCAGCAGGCGCCCAGGAUCACCAGCCCCUGGGAAGUGGAGAUCUGACUGCCACAGCCGCACCUCCACUCAAGACACCUGGCGAGGUGGCCAGUGGAAGAGCCCUGGGACAGCAGCAUGGCAAUCCUACCCCAGAAAUCUCCCGGGGUAAAGGGAAGGAGCAUCUCAGGCCAGGGGCGGCCCUCCCGGGUACGAGCACAGCAGGAGGAAUACCUGCCCCUCUCCUGAUACACUUUACUCCUCGGAGCUUGGACAGAGAAGCAGAGGUGCAGAUGGAAGCAGGAGGCAUCCGAGCCAAGGCACCAGCUCACCAGGCCCUGGGCCACACAGUGGAACAGGACACCGGCUCCUGGAAACAAGGGGUGAGGUCACCUGGCUCAUUGGGGAGAGGUCUGGGCAGCCAGCGGUGGCAGAUGGAUGACAGCUCAGGAGCUAGAACCUGCCGCCCCACACAGUUGGACCCCCUACACCUGGGCACUGUGGUGAGUGUGUGGGACGCUGUGGAUGCAGCCAGCAGCUUCUCUGCAGGUGUCCAGAGGUCCUUUGACCCCCAGGAGUUGCCCCCACCAGACUCCGUGCAGACUGGGCACCUGACAGAUGGCUCAGAGAGGGUGUACAGGAAAAGCAGCCCUCAGCCAGAUCCAGUUUUAGCUCUUAACUCAGGGGCCAAAGCUGGUGAGAGUAGGGAGGCCCCAGCCCCUGCUCCAGCCCCAGCUGCAUCCCCAACCCCUGCUCCAGCCCCAGCUGCAUCCCCAACCCCUGCUCCAGCCCCAGCUGCAUCCCCAGCCCCUGCUCCAGCCCCAGCCGCAGCCCCAGCUCCUGCUCCAGCCCCAGCCCCUGCUCCAGCCCCAGCUGCAGCCCCAGCCCCUGCUCCAGCCCCAGCUGCAGCCCCAGCCCCUACAACACCCCCAGCCCCAGCUGCAUCCCCAGCCCCUGCUCCAGCCCCAGCUGCAGCCCCAGAUCCUGCUCCAUUGAAGCCUGCAUAUCAGGAGCCUAGAGUGGCUCUCUGCAAGGGCAACCAGGAGGGACGAAUCUCAACCAGCUGGGGAAAUCUUAUUUCCAUGGUUCUUAGGAGUCACCCCUUCCCCAGGCAAGAGAGGCCCCAAGGGACAGCCCUCAGGGCAGCUAUGGAGAGCCCUAAAGAGCCCCACACUUCCCCAGCCUCAGAGAACAGGGAGUCUGGUUCUUUCCCUGAAGGAGCCAUCCCUAGUCUCAAAGAUAGGCAUGGCUCCCCAGCUGGAAUGGUCACAGGGGGCCUGGUUGAGGCUGAAUGUCAGCCACAGCAGAGAAGCUCUGAGACUAACGAGGCUGCAGUUCCCAGGGCCCCCUCUCAGCUGUCUGAGCAGAGGAAUCCUGGCCCUGCACCUUCCCCUGCGGCCAGGCGGGACCCACAACCUGUCCCCAGGCCACGGAAACGCAGCAUGUGUGAAAUAGCAGAGAGCUCUGAGCAGAAAGUCAGCCAGGCAGCUCCUGGAGAGGCUCUAGGGGAGAGGCCCAGCCCUGUAGGCAGCAAGGAGGUUGUCACAGAGAAGCAGAAAGAGGCCCGCAAACUCAUGGUGUUUCUGCAGAAACCUGGGAGCUGGGGGGUGGUGGAGGGGCCCCGGAAGCCCAGCUUCCCUGCUAGGGAGCCGGCCUUGGCAGCUACUCUGCAGCGGCGGCUGGACCUGGGCAGCUGCCUGGAUGUACUGGCCUUUGCCCAGCAGCACGGGCAUCAGAGCCUGGCCCAGCAGACCUAUGCCUUAAUGAGCGACAAUCUGCUGCACGUGCUGGGGGACCCAACUCUCUACCGGCAGCUGAGUGGGGCUGACCGAGAGCGCAUCCUGAGUCUUCGGACUGGCAGGGGCCAGGCUGUGCUGGGGGUCCUCGUGCUGCCCAACCUCUACCAGGUGAGCCGCUCAGGGCUCACAAGGGGCCCUCCAGUGGAGGAGGCUCCUGCCACUGGCCCUGCACCCCUGCCUCCUCCAUCACACCUGCAUGUGUUCAACCCACAAGAGAACACAUGGCGGCUCCUGACCCAGGUGCCAGAGGAGGCCCCGCUUCGGGGCUGUGGUCUCUGCACCAUGCACAACUACCUGUUCCUGGCCGGGGGUAUCCGUGGCUCUGGCGCCAAGGCCGUCUGUUCCAACGAGGUCUUCUGCUACAACCCUCUGACCAACAUCUGGAGCCAGGUGCGGCCUAUGCAGCAGGCCCGUGCCCAGCUCAAACUGGUGGCCCUGGAUGGACUGCUCUACGCUAUCGGGGGCGAGUGCCUAUACAGCAUGGAGCGCUAUGACCCACGCACAGACACCUGGACCUCACGCGCGCCCCUCCCCGCAGGCACCUUCCCUGUGGCUCAUGAGGCUGUGGCCUGCCGUGGGGACAUCUAUGUCACUGGGGGCCACCUCUUCUACCGCUUGCUCAGGUACAGCCCGGUGAAGGAUGCAUGGGACGAGUGCCCCUACAGUGCCAGCCACCGGCGCUCCAGCGACAUGGUGGCGCUAGGGGGCUUCCUGUACCGCUUUGACCUGCUGCGUGGUGUGGGUGCCGCCGUGAUGCGCUACAACACCAUAACGGGCUCCUGGAGUCGAGCUGCCCCCCUGCCCCUGCCGGACCCCGUCCCGCUGCGCUGCACCGUGCUAGGCAACACCAUCUACUGCCUCAAUCAUCAGGUCACUGCUACCUUCACGGUCUCUGAGGGGACUGCCCAGUUCCAGGCCAAGGAGCUGCCGCCUUUUCCCCUGGGGAGUAAAGGGGUCCUCUGUCCGUUCAUCCUGACUCUGCCCCCGGCCGACCCACUACAGACAUCCCUCUGA